AUGGCAGAAGCCAGAGUUUCUCAGGAUGAGUUCUUGUGUCCAGUGUGUCAGGAUCUCCUGAAGGAUCCAAAUCACAUCGAGCAACAUGAGAGUUGGUUUAAAGGAAAGAGACACAAUUUGACUGAUGCCACUGGACGAUGGCAGGAGAUGAUCUGCCAGAAACAUGAGAAGAUCCUCGAGGUUUUCUGUCGCACUGACCAGAAAUGUAUAUGUGUGCUGUGUACAAUUAAUGAACAUAAAAACCAUGACAUUGUUUCAGCUGCAGACCAGAGGACAGAGAAACAGAAGCAGCUGAAGGAGAUGCAGAAGAUGCUCCAGCAGAGAAUCCAGCUGAGAGAGAAAGAACUUCAGCAGCUGAGAGAGGCUGUGGAGUCUCAUAAGCGCUCUGCACAGACAGCAGUGGAGGACAGUGAGAGGAUCUUUACUGAGCUCAUCCGCUCCAUUGAGAGAAGCCGCUCUGAGCUGAUACGGCUGAUCAGAGAUCAGGAGAAGACUGCAGUGAGUCGAGCUGAAGGACGACUGGAGCGACUGGAGCAGGAGAUCAAUGAUCUGAGGAGGAGAGACGCUGAGCUAGAGCAGCUUUCACACACACAGGAUCACAUCCAGUUCCUGCAGAGUUUCCAGUCUCUCUCAGCACCUCCUGAAUCUACAGACGUAAAUGAUGAUCCCUUCAGUUCUCUUGUCUCUUUUGAUGAUCUGAGAGAAUCUGUCCAACGGCUGAAAGACAAACUGGAGGAUUUCUGCAAAGAGGAGCUCAAGAAGAUCUCAGACAGAGUAACAUUCACCAACAUUGUUCUCUGGACCAGGAACGACUUCCUACAAUAUUCCCAUCAGCUCACUCUGGAUCUGAACACAGUGAAUAAACGACUCCGUCUGUCUGAGAACAAGAGAGUGAUUACUAACACUGGCACAGAUCACCAGUAUACUGAUCAUCCAGACCGAUUUGAUGAGUGGUCACAGGUGUUGUGUAGAGAGAGUGUGUGUGGACACUGUUACUGGGAGAUUGAGUGGAGUGGAGAUGUGUAUAUAUCAGUGUCAUAUAAGAACAUCAGCAGGAAGGGAUAUGGUAAUGAGUGUUUGUUUGGAUAUAAUGAUCAGUCCUGGAGUUUGUUCUGCUCUCCCUCCAGAUACUCAUUCUGGCACAAUAACAUAGAUACUGCUCUCCCUGUGAAGUCCAUCAGCAGUAGAAUAGGAGUGUUUGUGGAUCACAGUGCAGGAACUCUGUCCUUCUACAGCGUCUCUGACACAAUGAGCCUCAUCCACACAGUCAAGACCACAUUCACUCAGCCGCUCUAUUCUGGGUUUUGGGUUUGUAUUGGAUCAUCAGUGAAACUGUGUUGAUGGAUCAGAAUAGACUGACAUUCUACUUAUAAUGUAGAG
This is a messenger RNA of Sinocyclocheilus rhinocerous, 1380 nucleotides long. RefSeq names its product tripartite motif-containing protein 16-like. Gene Ontology annotation, molecular function: protein binding; zinc ion binding. The transcript is spliced from 7 exons. NCBI's taxonomy places the organism in Eukaryota, Metazoa, Chordata, Actinopteri, Cypriniformes, Cyprinidae. The record is from RefSeq and is a predicted model, not a curated record. The coding region runs from base 1 to 1341 and encodes 446 amino acids.